CUCGCUGCCCACUGCUACUCAUCUUUAGCCAAAACAACACUACCGGCUACCGCGGCGGACGACGUGGCCAUGAUUUCCCAAGCCAACAAUAUCCACUUGAGCCACUUUCCUUGUCCAGAAGCAGAACCAUCCACUGAUCCAACCUGAAAAGCGCGCUAUUUUUAUACCGCUACCACCAGCUGGUCAGGGUCAGCAAGGCAUCCGCCGCCUAGUUCUCCCCUCCGUCGCAACCCCCAGGACCCCUCUCCAAGCAACUACAAGUCUCACCUCCACGGCUCUGCUCCACCCCUCUUCCUCUUGAUUCGACCACCCCCAGCACCAUGCAUGGUCUUGGCCCUUGGGGCUAGACUCCAGCAAGUCGGUUGAAUUGAGGAAGAACCAGCCGACCGGCGGUUGCCCAACUGUGGCCAACCGGAUUAGAGUAGAGAGGCCUCUCCGCUCUCCAGGCAUUGGAGGCGUAAUCCGAGCAAGGUAUAGGUACCCAACUCCGCCCACGCAUUGCGCGCGUCGAAAUCUUGCAAUUUGGAUGGGGGUGGGGGCGUCGACGAGCGUGGUGGCGCCGGAGGGGUACGGCCGCGGCCGGGGGUGGGGGCAGACGUCGCUGGGCGACAUGCCCGAGAGCUGCGUCGCGGCGGUGCUGCUCUACCUCGACCCGGCUGAGAUCUGCCAGGUGGCCUGCCUCAACCGGGCGUUCCGGGGCGCGGCCUCUGCCGACUGCAUCUGGGCCGCCAAGUUGCCCGCCAACUACAGGUACCUCGCCGCACUCGCGGCCGCGGCCGACGACGACGACGACUGCGGUUGCGGUGGCGCGGCCGAAGGCGAUGAUGGCAGGUGCUGCUCCUCCGCGGCGAUCAAGAAGGAGAUAUACGCGCGCCUCUGCCGGCCUACUCCGUUCGACGGUGGCACCAAGGAAUUUUGGAUCGAGAAGAACAAGGGAGGUUUCUGCAUGUCCAUUUCCUCAAAGGCUAUGUCAAUCACAGGGCGAGACGAUAGGAGGUAUUGGAGCCACCUAUCCACAGAGGAAUCAAGAUUUCACAGCGUUGCCUAUCUCCAGCAGAUUUGGUGGCUUGAGGUAGGUGGGGAGAUUGAUUUCUGCUUUCCUGCUGGUUCAUACAGCCUAUUCUUCCGGCUCCAUUUGGGCAGACCGCACAAGCGGAUGGGCCGCCGAGGCCAUGGAUCUGAGAAUAUCCACGGUUGGGACAUCAGACCGACACGGUUCCAGCUCUCAACUUCAGAUGAUCAGCACACUGUAUCUGAGUCUUAUCUAAUUAACCCUGGAAGAUGGAUCCUUUACCACGUCGGUGAUUUCGUCAUAUCGAGUUCUGACGAGGUGACAGAACUCAAGUUCUCUAUGAUGCAGAUUGAUUGUACGCAUACAAAAGGCGGCCUGUGUGUUGAUUCAGUCUAUAUAUACCCCAAAGAUCUUGAAUUUGAGGAGGACUGCGUAUUCUGCCAGCAAAUUUUGUAGGGGUGCUUGAAUUCGUUGGCUAGCCUAUUUCUUCUUCUCGGGUCAUUCUUGUCCAAAAGGGUAGCGUGCAUAUUCGUUUUCUCAGAGUUUUGCAUGAACAAUUUAUUUAUUUUUGUAAGGGCUUAUUCUGUAUUUACAUUUUGUAGUCUUAAGUCAAAUAAGUAGGGAGGUCAGGAUGUAGAUGUAGGUAUAGCGAUGUAUGAUUGGAGCGCUUGACACGCGAGUGUAGAAACAGAUGCUUCAUUAUAUGUAUAGAGAUCUUGUGUUUAUACAUUAUUGGAGACGUGCUUCCAGAAAGUUUCACUUAA
Molecule: messenger RNA, 1776 nt
Organism: Sorghum bicolor (sorghum)
Lineage: Eukaryota; Viridiplantae; Streptophyta; Magnoliopsida; Poales; Poaceae
Product: F-box protein PP2-A13
Exons: 3
Coding region: 527-1468 (313 amino acids)
Molecular function (GO): protein binding
Source: RefSeq, a predicted model, not a curated record